Molecule: messenger RNA, 1284 nt
Organism: Gopherus flavomarginatus (Mexican gopher tortoise)
Lineage: Eukaryota; Metazoa; Chordata; Testudines; Testudinidae
Exons: 2
Coding region: 205-753 (182 amino acids)
Source: RefSeq, a predicted model, not a curated record
GCUAUCCAAGAGUUCUCCAUUGUGACCACUCUGGACAGUGCUCUCAACUCAGAUGCACUGGCCAGGCAGACAGGAAAAGUCCCAUGAACUUUUGAAUUUCAUUUCCUGUUUGGCCAGCGUUGCGAGCUGAUCAGCACAGAUGACCAUGCAGAGCUUAUCAGCAGAGGUGAUCAUGGAGUCCCAGAAUCACAAAAGAGCUCCAGCAUGGACCGAACGGGAGGUACGGGAUCUGAUCACUGUAUGGGAGAUGAAUCCGUGCUAGCUGAACUCUGUUCCAGUAAACGAAAUGCCAAAACAUUCGAAAAAAUCUCCAAGGGCAUGAAGGACAGAGGUUAUAACAGGGACUCGCGGCAGUGCCGUGUGAAAAUUAAGGAGCUCAGACAAGCCUACGAAAAAACCAGAGAGGCAAAUGGCCACUCCGGGUCACAGCCCCAAACAUGCCACUUCUAUGAUGAGCUGCAUGGUAUUCUAGGGGGUGCAGCCACCAGUACCCCAACCAUCAAUGGAGUAGGACGCAACACGGAAACGGGUUUUGGGAAUGAAGAUGAUGAUGAGGAGGAGAUUGAAGUUAACUCAAAGCAAGGAAGCGGAGAAACCGGUUCCCCCAACAGCCAGGAUCUGUUUCUCACCCUGGACCUGGAGCCAGUAACCCCCAAACCCACCCAAGGCAGGCUCCUGGACCCUGAAGGCAGAGAAGGGAUGUCUGCUGCAUGUGUUUCUCCUUCCCAGAGGCUGGCAAAGAUUAGAAGGUGAAAAAAAUACACUCAGGAUAAAAUGUUCUCUGAGCUCAUUCUGUCCUUCCACACUGACAGAGCACAGCAGAAUGCAUGGAGGUAGACAAUGUCAGCGUGCAGGAAAGCACACUAUGAACAUAAGGAGAGGUGGCAGGCUGAAGAGAGUAAGUGGCGGGCUGAAGAUGAUAGGUGGUAUCAGCUUGCUGACAGAAGGCAGGAGUCAGUGCUCAGGCUGCUGGAGCAUCAAUCUCAUAUGCUCCAGUGUAUGGUUGAGCUUCAGGAAAGGCAGCAGGAGCACAGACUGCCACUACAGCCCCUGUGUAACCAACCGUCCUCCUCCCCAAGUUCCAUAGCCUCCUCACCUAGAUGCCCAAAAACGCAGUGGGGGGGACCUCUGGCCACCCAGCCACUCCACUCCAGAGGAUUGCCCAAGCAACAGAAGGCUGGGAUUCAAUAAGUUUUUAAGUUUUAAAGUGCAGUGUGGCCUUGUCCUUCCCUCCUCCUCCACCCCACCCACUGUUUCCCUCCUCCCCCACCCCUCCCAGGCUAC